AUGGUGAAAAAAAUAAAAAUAAACAUGAAAGAUAGAAUUAUCGGUUUAUUAUUUGUUAUCAUUUGGUACGUGAGCGUUUUAGCCGGAUUUUUUACAUUGAUUUGCCCUAUACUACCAUUGGCAAUUAUAUCACCUAAAAAAUAUAGAAAAUUAAGCGAUAAAGUUUUCGGCAUGUGGGAACCAUUUACCGCAGCCAUGUUGGAAAUAUUUUUCGGUACUCGUAUUUAUUUAACCGGUGAUAAAAUAAAUCCGUACGAAAGUUCAGUAUUAAUUAUGAAUCACAGAACAAGAGUCGAUUGGGGUUUCUUAUGGUUGGCUUUAUUUCAUUGUUGCCAACCUAACGCUCAUAACGUUAAAUACGUAUUAAAAUCAUCUCUCAUGCAUUUACCUGGACCGGGUUGGGUUAUGCAAACUUGUUCGUUUAUAUUCGUACAUAGAAAUUGGUCGAGAGAUAAAUUUUUAAUAAAUCAAAUGAUUAAUUAUUUAAAUAAUUCGGAUCAAUUAUAUCAGGUACUUAUAUUUCCCGAAGGAACGGAUUUAACAGAAGAUACAAUAAGAAAAAGUCAUAAAUACGCAGAUGAAAAAAAUUAUGAAAGAUAUUAUAAAGUUUUACAUCCUAAAACAAGCGGAUUUGCUUUUAUCGUACAAAAAAUGAAAACAGGGGGUCAGUUAAAAGCAAUUUAUGACAUCACAAUCGGGUAUCCAAAAACUAUACCUAUAUCAGAAAGGGAUCUUAUAAAAGGAAAGUUUCCGGAAGAAGUACAUUUGCACGUGAAAAGAUACAGUUCAAGAAUACUACCUCACCAAGAAAAAGAUUUAAAAAAAUGGUUGAGGAGUAUAUGGAAAGGAAAAGAAAUGUUAUUACAAAAUUUUUACACCGUCAAACAUUUUCCAACGGAAAAAUUAAAAGAGGAUAGUUAUGAAAAUAUAAAUUUUCAAAUAAAAAUUAACGGUGAAACGUCACACGAAAAAUCAUCCCACGAAUUUGAAUUGAAUUCAUUACAAUACACGUCAUCAAAUGAAAAAUCAAUAAUAAAUGAAAAUGCUGAUGCUGAUGAUGAUGAUGAUGAUGAUGAGGAUGAGGAUAAUAAUAAAAUGAAAAAUUCUCAUAAUUGGAAUAACCCAUAUAAAACUCCCAACUAUAGACCGAGUCAUUUAUUAAGCAUUGUUUUAGGGUUUUGGAUGAUAUUAACUAAUGGAUUUCAUCAAAUGGUUGCUUCUAUUUAUUUUACAAGAUAUAAAAAAAAACCUCAAGUUAUCAAAAAGUUGGAAUAA
Pediculus humanus corporis (human body louse) is the source of this 1275-nucleotide messenger RNA. Its product is annotated as 1-acylglycerol-3-phosphate acyltransferase, putative. The transcript is spliced from 7 exons. Bases 1 to 1275 code for a protein of 424 amino acids. NCBI's taxonomy places the organism in Eukaryota, Metazoa, Arthropoda, Insecta, Psocodea, Pediculidae. The record is from RefSeq and is a predicted model, not a curated record. Gene Ontology annotation, cellular component: endomembrane system. Gene Ontology annotation, molecular function: acyltransferase activity.